UACUAUAUAACAAAUAAUUUGAGGAUGUUAUAUUUGUUGUUAUCAUGGCUGUUAGUAAGAGGCAGUGACGGAGCACGAGCAAUAUGGGCACUGAACGCUGGUGGAGGUUCUCACCGAGGAGUGGAUGGGGUCAUGUAUAAACCAGACAUUUCUGACAUGCCAGGAGUUGCGUCUGAUCACGGUGUCACACAUGUUCCUCUACUUGCCCGAGUUCAUCCUCAGGACAGAAUAUUGUACCAAACAGAGAGGUACUACCAUGAUAGUUUUGGGUAUGAUAUUCCCAUUUCAAAGAAUGGCAACUAUGUACUCAACCUCAAAUUCAGCGAGGUGUACUUCAGAUCACCCAACCAGAAGGUGUUUGAUAUAAAGAUGAACAAUCAGCCUGUCAUAGUGGGACUAGAUAUCUUCAACAAGGUUGGUUUCGGUACUGCACACGACGAAUAUGUGCCCUUCAAAAUACACGAAAGUUCCUUACUUAUUGGAGACUACAAGCUCGCAUUCGACGGUAACCUUCAUGUAGAGUUUGUAAAGACUCCAUACGAUAAUCCUAAAGUAAACGCUUUGGUGCUUUACGAGGGAACACUCAAUGAUGUUCCUAGACUACCCGCCAUUCAAAACGAAGACGAAGAUAUCGUCCAAGAAGAUAUUAUCCAAGAAGAUCCAGCCAAACCUGAUAUGCACAAAGAACGCCGAGCACCAGAACCUGCCCAACAAAAGAAAGUUUCCAGACCUAAGAAAGCCAACCCAUAUGACGAUCAAAGCGCCCAGUAUUGGCCCAUCAUCAUCAGUAUCGGCGUAUUCUUACCUACUGUCAUUCUACUCUAUACUCGUCAGAAAGCUAGUUAAGGCUGGCCCAGGGAUUACUAUAAACUGGACGUAGUUAUUUUUUUGUAUUUAAUAACAGUUGAAGUUUAAUGCUAGUUUCUGCUUUAUUUGUUUUGUUUGAUAAUAUACGUGUUGUGAUUAUGAACGUAUUGAGUUUUCUUGUUUUGUUAAAAUUCUGAUUCUUGUCGUCAACAUUUUAUAUAGAUAUUGGAAUGUUAUAUUUAUGAUAAGUUUACCCAGUUUUAAUGUGGGUAUAAACUGCGGGAAAUGAUUAAAUCAUCUAAUAUUUUUAUCAGUUAAGCUGUGUUCAACCUCUUAGGGAUCGUUCGCAAUUAGUACGUAAGAACUGUGUGUAAUAGUGUAACUGAUUGCCUGUUAUGCAGUACAUUGGGUUUGUUAGGAUAUUCUUUGAUCGUUUAAUCAGUGAUAUAUAUGCAAUUUUUGAUCGGUACAGUUAAAACUAGCUAUUUAUUUUAUUAUCCAAUAGGGCAAUCGUAUAUUUGUUUAAGAAUAAUUUUUAAUGCUUAUAUAGAUACAAACAACUGAAUGAUCGUUUCCUGAAUAUGUCCGAUAUGCUCCAAUAUUACAGAAUAUUUGUAGGCUGUAGGUCGCCUUGGAAUUGAAAUUUGAGUCGUCGACGUUUGCAUACUAGUGCACUAACUUUUUCCCUUAAAAACAAAAAAUCGUAUCAUAUUACUAAAACUAUAAUAACUAGACCCGGGCCUGCAUUAAACAAUUUCUUGCAAUUGACCAAGGAAAGCAAUCUUAUGGAAGUGAUCAAUUUUUCAGCUUCAAUUAAUACCUGUAGUUUGUAGUAUUUCGAUCUACCAACAUGUUUGUGUCUAUAAGCAAAAUCAAAUGUUUUAUCUCAAGCCGCCGGCCGGUCAUUUAAGAGAAGAUUAGAAUCAUGUCAAUUGUACUUUUGUAGUUGUAUAGAUGGAAAUAAUACUGACUUUACUUUGUUCGUUCAAUAAAAUGUAAUAGUGAUAUAUCCAAUGUCAUAGUCAAACCGUUUUAUAUGAACAUAAUUGCAAUGCAAUGGACACAAUACAAUGUAACGAGAAGAUUCGACAGAAAAUUUUCAUUGCAUUGUAUGUACGUGCAUUGUAUGUACGUUGGAAUGCCAGUGCAUUGCUGCUAUGUUUAUACAGUUGAAGAUAAUGUGUAUUUUGAUUCUUGGCGGAACUGAUUUGGUACUAUAUUGCAUCCAAUUAUGAUUGAGAUUCGUUUGUUUCUUCUGUUGUUCAAUUAUUUAAUGAAACUUUAAAUUCAAAA
Molecule: messenger RNA, 2100 nt
Organism: Bolinopsis microptera
Lineage: Eukaryota; Metazoa; Ctenophora; Tentaculata; Lobata; Bolinopsidae
Product: malectin-like
Exons: 8
Coding region: 25-846 (273 amino acids)
Biological process (GO): endoplasmic reticulum tubular network organization
Cellular component (GO): membrane; endoplasmic reticulum tubular network
Molecular function (GO): carbohydrate binding
Source: RefSeq, a predicted model, not a curated record